AUGGUGGUUAGAAUUACAUCUUGGAAUGUGAAUGGCAUUCGAAAUCCCUUCAGCUACCAACCAUGGCGAGAGAAGCGGACAUUUGCCUCGAUGUUUGACAUUUUGGAGGCUGAUAUUGUCGUAAUGCAAGAAGCCAAGAUCCAGCGCAAAGAUCUACAAGAUGACAUGGUGCUGGUGCCCGGAUGGGAUGUCUAUUUCAGCUUACCGAGACACAAGAAGGGCUAUUCUGGUGUUGCCAUCUAUACACGGAACUCUGUUUGUGCCCCAAUCCGUGCUGAGGAGGGAAUCACUGGCGUUCUCGCGGGGCCAAACUCAACUACAAGUUUUCGUGAUUUACCCCAAGACCAACAAAUAGGUGGGUAUCCUAAACCAGGUCAGCUUUCCGGUGUGGUCGAUGAAGCGACUCUCGAUUGCGAGGGCCGGUGUGUCAUCCUAGAGUUCCCCGCCUUUGUUCUUAUUGGAACAUACAGCCCGGCGACACGAGACGAAACUAGAGACGAUUUCAAACAGUGCUAUUUAGAGGCGUUAGACACUCGUGUACGCAAUCUAGUAGACAUGGGCAAGCGGGUGGUGCUUACUGGAGAUCUCAAUGUCAUUCGUGCGGGCAUCGACACAGCUAAUAUUUCAGAGCGACUAAAGAAGGAGGCUCUGGACAUGAAGGACUUCUUUUCGUCACCAGGCCGCCGGCUAUUCAAUCAACUUCUUUUCGAAGGGGAGGUGUACGGUGCUAGGGACGAGGGCCGUGAGGAGCCAGCGCUAUGGGAUCUUGGCAGGCUGUUCAACCCUGCACGUGAGGGCAUGUUCACAUGCUGGGAAACCAAGAAAAAUGCGCGACCAGGCAAUUUCGGAAGUCGUAUCGACUAUGUCCUGUGUAGCGACAACAUGAAAGACUGGUUCAUCGAUUCUAAUAUCCAAGAAGGCCUUCAUGGCUCGGACCACUGCCCAGUAUUUGCAACCCUGAGCGAUACGGUCAAGGUGGGCGAUGAUCAUGUCGACAUACGAGACAUCAUGAACCCCUCAGGAAUGUUCAGGAAUGGAGAACGACUGAGAGAAUGGAAUACAAAAGACCUACUUCCCUUGUCCGCUAAGCUGAUACCAGAAUUCGACCGCCGAAGGAACAUCAAGGACAUGUUCUUCAAGAAACCAAGUGCCACGUCAAAAGCUCCUACACCCACCGAGAGCGACCUGGCACCUGCGUCUGCACCAGCACUAGCAGAAGAAUUAGAAAUGAGCAAAGCAUCAUCUCAAACAGACCAAAAGGCGUCUGCGCCAUCGCCAGCCAAAGCAGCACCUCUAGGCGUUAAGCGGUCGCCAUCUGUCGCAACUUCAAAUAGACCCCAAAAGAAAACGAAAGCCACAUUGAACAAGGAAUCAUCUCUCUCGAAGGGCCAAAGUAGCCUAAUGGGAUUCUUCAAGCCUAAGUCUACAGGAAGUCCUGCCCGGAAACCAACGAAUGAAAUCGGUCAGACCCCCGAAACCGGAUUGGACGGCGCUGGCGAUAACGAGCCGAAGUUCGUGGAAGCAGAGGAGGUCAAAAAACUCGAAUCGCCGUCGAAGAGUCAAACUCCGGUGUCACCAGGGAGAGUCUUUGACCCUAUUGAGGCCAAGGAAUCCUGGUCCAAACUUCUGGGGAAGCGGGUAGUCCCCAAAUGCGAGCACGGAGAGGACUGCGUCAGCAUGCUUACGAAGAAACCGGGCAUCAACUGUGGAAGGUCAUUCUUUAUGUGCUCUCGACCGUUAGGUCCUUCGGGAGAUAAGGAGAGAGGAACGCAGUGGCGUUGUAAGACUUUCAUCUGGAGCAGCGACUGGAAUGGUUCUCAAUCUCAACCGGGCUGA
Molecule: messenger RNA, 1836 nt
Organism: Truncatella angustata
Lineage: Eukaryota; Fungi; Ascomycota; Sordariomycetes; Amphisphaeriales; Sporocadaceae
Product: Endonuclease/exonuclease/phosphatase
Exons: 2
Coding region: 1-1836 (611 amino acids)
Biological process (GO): base-excision repair
Cellular component (GO): nucleus
Molecular function (GO): zinc ion binding; phosphoric diester hydrolase activity; double-stranded DNA 3'-5' DNA exonuclease activity
Source: RefSeq, a predicted model, not a curated record